UCCCAAGUGAGUAACUGAGAACAGAAAGUUAAAGAAAUAUGAAAAAAGAAGGCUUAUCCAGAAUUUUUUCAGAAAGCAUGGCAUGUGUCACAUUUACUGUUUUAAAGAAAAAAAAUGUAUAACUUGUGUGAGCAUAAUGGAUACCAAGUUCAAUAAUACCCUUGGAGAAACCCUCAGCCGCAAGUGUGAAUGUGUGUGGUCACAGAGAACAUAAUAUUCACAGGAAAAGGAUGUCCCUUUGGUCAUAUCCUCUCCUAGAACUUAAAUUAUGCCCUCAUUUGUAUAAGGAGCUGCUGGCCACCUCUCACUACACUCAUUCACAAGUCAUUGUGACAUCUCCCACUGACAAUGGACACAUCAACGAUAUAUGCUACCAUAAACUUUGCCGAAAUCCAAGAGCUUAGGCUUGCAUCAUCUUCUCUUCCCUCAGAUGAAGAAGAUCGAGCUGUAAACAACGAUGGAGAAGAUCCAGCUGUACACAUCUAUGAUGACGUUCUGGCUGUAAACAACUAUACCCGUCAGUGUCCUCGCAGGCAUUGGUUGACUUUGAAACUCGGCUGUGCUGGACUGAUUCUUGUCUUGAUCGUGAUUGGAAUCAGUGUCACAGUGGGAUUUUUAGUGCAAAGCCCACCAAGAGUGAACAUGACUGAACCAACAGGUAGAUCAGCCGUACUAACAUGCCCGAGAGAUUGGCAUCCAUACUGGGAUAAAUGCUUAUUUAUUUCUCAGACUACCAGAUCUUGGGUUGAAGGUCAAGCUGACUGCUCUAUGAGAGGAUCCACUUUGCUGGUCAUUGAAAAUGAAGAAGAAUUGAAAUUCAUUUGGGACUUCUUAAAGAGAAAAAGUACAAAAUUUUAUAUUGGAUUAAAUUAUGUACCAGCAGAGAAGAUCUGGAAGUGGGUAAAUGGAUCUAUUUUAAAUCCUGAUGUCUUACAAAUCACCAUCAAGAAUGAAGACAAUGGAUGCGCCACUAUCUCAGGACUAGAAGUUCUUGUUGAAAAGUGUUCUGUAUACCACUUGUAUAUCUGCCAAAAGAAGCUGAAACCUGUCUAAAAUUUUGUGUCCUAAUUCCUGGUUGUGAAUAUCAACUCUGUUCCCUUAAACUUCACACCAAAUCUCUGUAUACUAUUUGUCAAUGGUGUGGGCCUUUCCUGUGCAUGGUUAGUGAAAUUCUGAGAGAGGUGUUCUAUAGAAGGAAACCCAGGCCAGUAGACAGCACUGGAGGCCUUUAUGGCAUUUGCUGAAUUCUCUGCCUCAAUUCAUCUGCAAACAGCUGCAGAAAACUGUUUUCAAUGUUCUCAUCUCUACCUCUAUCCCACUUCAAUCUAUCUGACAUCUUGGCUGUAGAACCUUAAUUAAAGUCCUUGUUUUUGCCUUGACAUUAGAGACCCAUACUUAAGGACAUUGGGAAGGGAAGAGUUUGUUUUGAUUGACUCCUACAAAAUAAUCAAUCAAUAAUUGACUAACGUUGUGACAAUGAGAGUGACUCUAGGUAAACCUAGCUCUUUCCAUGUGAAGUCUCUCAGCCUGCUGUGAUCCACCAACAGCCCCUGGGUAUAUGUUGACACACUGGCCUUGGAUUUGUUAGUCUUCAGAGCUGUGAGACUGAGUGUCUCUUCUCAUCCGGUAUACUGAGACAAGACCUUGUCCUUUCCCACUGUUCCACAAGUCUUUCCAUUUUAAAAUUCUUGACAUUUCUUUCUUCCAUGCCUCGCUAUUGCUUAUGCUUCAUGCAGAAAUAGUAGGAAGUAUGCAGUAAAUAUUUAGUUAUUUUAGUAGAAAAUAAAUGAUAUUUUGAUUCUUCAGUAAUAGAAAUUAAAAUAAAAUUAACAUUUAUUCUGAUAAAACUCUUGAAUGUCCACUUUUCUUUAAAAUAAAAGA
Molecule: messenger RNA, 1881 nt
Organism: Chionomys nivalis (European snow vole)
Lineage: Eukaryota; Metazoa; Chordata; Mammalia; Rodentia; Cricetidae
Product: killer cell lectin-like receptor subfamily B member 1
Exons: 9
Coding region: 349-1053 (234 amino acids)
Source: RefSeq, a predicted model, not a curated record